Molecule: messenger RNA, 1599 nt
Organism: Mus caroli (Ryukyu mouse)
Lineage: Eukaryota; Metazoa; Chordata; Mammalia; Rodentia; Muridae
Gene: Rab12
Product: RAB12, member RAS oncogene family
Biological process (GO): Rab protein signal transduction
Molecular function (GO): GTP binding; GTPase activity
Source: RefSeq, a predicted model, not a curated record
ACCGCUGCUGCGGAGAAGCUGCUUCCCUUCCUCGACUCCCGGCGGCGGCGGCGGCGGCGGUAGCGCGGAGCGGGUGGAGGGUGCGCGGGGGCCCGGGGCGCGCGGACGGCGGCCCGAGCGCGAGCCGUAUGCGUGCAUGGAUCCCAGCGCCGCGCUGCACCGGCGGCCCGCGGGCGGCAGUCUGGGCGCGGUCUCCCCGGCGCUGUCGGGCGGCCAGGCCCGCCGGAGGAAGCAGCCCCCCAGGCCGGCCGACUUCAAGCUGCAGGUCAUCAUCAUCGGCUCCCGCGGCGUGGGCAAGACCAGCCUGAUGGAGCGCUUCACCGACGACACGUUCUGCGAGGCCUGCAAGUCCACCGUGGGUGUUGACUUUAAAAUCAAGACUGUAGAACUAAGAGGGAAGAAAAUUAGAUUACAGAUCUGGGACACAGCAGGGCAGGAGCGAUUUAACAGCAUUACCUCAGCCUAUUACAGAAGUGCCAAGGGGAUCAUACUCGUAUAUGACAUCACCAAGAAGGAGACGUUCGAUGACUUGCCAAAGUGGAUGAAGAUGAUCGAUAAGUAUGCUUCAGAAGACGCCGAGCUCCUCCUGGUUGGAAAUAAGCUGGACUGUGAGACAGACAGAGAAAUCUCAAGGCAGCAAGGAGAAAAGUUUGCACAGCAGAUAACCGGGAUGCGCUUCUGCGAAGCCAGUGCCAAGGACAAUUUCAAUGUGGAUGAGAUCUUUCUGAAACUUGUUGAUGAUAUUCUGAAAAAGAUGCCUCUUGAUGUUUUGAGAAACGAGUUAUCCAAUAGCAUCCUUUCUCUACAACCAGAGCCUGAGAUCCCACCAGAGCUGCCUCCUCCCAGACCACACGUCCGAUGCUGUUGAUUUGCUACUUUGGAGAUGGUGCAAGCGAUUCCUAGAAGGGGGAAACGUUCUGUUCUGCACUACAAUCACGUGACAAUUUCCUUUCGCACUUUGUAACCCAAGUCAGCUAUACACUAACUUGUAAAUAUGCAAAUAUGCAAUCCUGGGUAAGGUCAGGUUAUAUAAGUUACAUACUUCCCUUCAAAUUAUAUUUCCUCAUUACCCCAGUGUCUAGUGUAGCACACUGGGAGGCGUAGUACUUCUAAUACGAAGACUGGGAGAGGAGAAAGAUGUAAUAUUUCCUGAGUACUAUAAAUGUCCUUGUUAAUUACACUACAAGGCAGACGCUCCGAUGAGAAGAGAGGACCUGGUGCUUCGCUUGCUGUUUCAACGAAAAUCUACAAAACUGAAGUUUUUUGAAAAGGAAGACAUGACAGCCACCUUUUCUUUAUUUAUGGGCUUUCCCCACAUGGCACCUCAAGGUUUGGAAUGUCUCUGCCCCAAAGCAGAGCUCCCUCACGGCUACAGUGAGAGCACACAUGGGCCAUGUAAUGAGAGGGUUCCUGGAUAGGGGACUGGACUUGGUCCCGAGGCUGCAGAACUCUGGGUGUUUCCCGUUGGCUGUGACCUGCUUUUAAGAAUGAAAAGGUCCAAUAGAGAAAGAACGGAAGGGCUGGGAUUGCAGCUCAGCAUUUGAGCAUCUGUCCAGCGUCCGUGAGGCUCUGGCUUCAAUCCCCGUCAUCGCAAGGAAA